AUGUAUGUCAUUGUGCGGGUCGAUGGUCCUCAAACCAUCAACCGCGAGGCGACAACGACCCCGCGUCCGGUUUGGGAGGACGAAAAUGGGUAUACCAUGACACUCAAAAAGGUCUGGGCAGACGCAAAUGGCAAGGAGAUCGACGACGAGGAGUACCAGGCACGGCGACGGCGUAUGAAGGAGCGGGAAGAAGGGAUGACCUCGACUCCUGAAGUGGACAAAUCCAGUUGUUGCAGUUCUAAGAAGACCAAAGAAGAAUCCCAAUCUCCCUCACAUGCUUCCUCGAGCGGUUGUCGACAUAGACAGAACAUUACCAUCUCACAGUCAGAAGCAGACAAGCGCCCAACGGACUCUGCGCAAGAUGCUACCCGACCCGGAAAGGACGCAUGGGUGGCUACCUGCUCCUGUGGGUCUGGCUGUUCUUGUCUAUACUGUCCCGAUCACCCUAACAAUGAGACCUCGAUCAAGCACACUCAACAACAGGUCAAAAUCCUCGCGGAACAGGCUUACGCCGGAGAAGGUCUGAUGCCCACCUCGGUCACCACAGACAACAAUCCGCGGUCAUGUAUGGGCGGACGCCCGUCGUUCUUUCUUUCGAAGACACCCGGGGUCUCCCAACAGCAGCUCGAGCAAUUUUUCCCCGAGGACUCAGACCCUGGUGCAAUUUACCUUACCUAUCCCAUUCAACAACAUUCUUGGACGAAUCAGCCUCUCAGUGCCCAUUGUUCCCACGUACAGUCCCCGGCGACGGCUGUCGCUACAUCACCAGAUCCCACCGAGAGAUAUCUCGAACCAGUCAACGAGGUGCCAAGUCUAUCUACCCCCUGGGACUUGUUCCCUGUUGAUUCUGCUGGUACUUGGGACUUUUCGGAUGGUCCCCUGGGCAACACAUCGUUCAGCUGGAUCGAUCUUGACUCUUCUCGAGGUACCGAUUACAGCAUUGGGCAGGCUACCGUCGCGUCAAUAGGGAACCGUAACAUGCCAAUGAUGCUGUCUGCUCCACAAAGUCAGCAGGCGCCUGCCGUGAGUCUGGAUACGGCUUCAAUGACAGGGCAUACCGACUUGGGCCCUCUUGCGACCAUGACACCCAACGACUUUAGUGACUCGUGCUGCCAAUUUGGCGUGCAAGAUGGAUUCGUCAACUUUGACGUUGAAACCGCGAACGGCCCCUCGAUUGCACCUAUACAGGCACCAGACGCCUCUAUGAGUCUGACCUUCUCACAGCAGAGUGCGUUUAUGGAGCAAACAUUGAACAACUUUGAUAAUCUGGCGAUGCAGUCAUUUAUGGCGCCGCAACCGCAAGCCACACACCAUGACCGACCGGGACAAGAAACAGUCGCCGUACACAUGAGCAGCAUCGACGAGAAUCUGGAAUCGUGGAACGGAUAUGACCCGUUGCUGGAUAACCAGGAAAAGCCCGUCUUCACAGGCAUAUCAAUCACCAGCCCAUCGCCUAUUGCCAAUGGUUCAUGA
Capronia coronata CBS 617.96 is the source of this 1473-nucleotide messenger RNA. RefSeq lists its product as uncharacterized. The coding region runs from base 1 to 1473 and encodes 490 amino acids. The record is from RefSeq and is a predicted model, not a curated record. The transcript has a single exon. NCBI's taxonomy places the organism in Eukaryota, Fungi, Ascomycota, Eurotiomycetes, Chaetothyriales, Herpotrichiellaceae.